AUGGAUAAUAGUGUUGUGAUUCACGAUGGAGAUUUCGAGCUCGAAGACGCCUCCCCCAGCUGGCGGCAGAAAUUGCCUCGAAUCGCUAGCGACCCCAGCCUUCGUUCUACUGCCAUCUCAGAAGAGGAUGCUAGUGAGCAUGCGAAGGAUAACGGAAAAGAGAGCUUCAAAAGCUUCACAGCGGACGAGGAAAGAGUGAUAGUUAGAAAACUCGACCGCCACUUGGUUCUAUUCAUAGCAUUCCUAUACAUGCUCUCUUUUCUCGAUCGAUCAAACAUCGGAAACGCGAGGAUCGCCGGCUUGACAGAAGAUCUAAACCUCGACUCUUCCCAAUAUGAAUGGCUACUUACAAGCUUCUAUUGCACGUAUAUUACAUUUCAAUGGAUGACCCUUCUGUACGGCAUCGUACCAGCUCACAUCUACAUAUCCCUUGCCACGCUAACAUGGAGCCUGACUGCAUGCCUGCAAGCCGUCGCAAGCUCAUUUUCUUCCAUGCUCGUUCUCCGCGCCCUCCUCGGUAUCGGAGAAGCUGCCUUCUCCCCCGGAAUCCCCUUCCUCCUCUCCUUUUUCUUCAAGCGGGAGGAGCUGGCAUUUCGAACCGGCCUCUUCAUAUCUGCUGCCCCUCUUGCGACUUCGUUUGCAAGUAGCCUGGCCUGGCUGAUAACAAAGGUGGCAUAUCAUGUCCAUAUAUCAGCAUGGAGAGUGUUAUUUCUAGUAGAAGGAUUUCCCAGCAUCAUUGUCGCUAUACUCGCGUGGUACCAGAUUCCCGAUACUCCUGACACGGCCAGAUUUCUCAGCCAGCGCGAGAAGAAAAUUGCGCGUCUGAGACUCAGCAAGGAAAGGCAUACCGGAAAAGGGACGAUGAGCAAAAAAUCCAAAUUAGACUGGCAGGAGAUACGCGAGGCUUUGACGGACGUGAAGUGUUGGAUCACUGCGGUAGUAUCUCAUCUCGAAAAUGCCCAGAUGCAUUAUAGCGCAUUGGCAUCCCAAGCCCUCUCAGCCCCGCCCUACUUCGUUGCCUUCCUCGUCGUUCUAGUCACCGCCUUUCUCUCAGAUCGUUCACAGAAUCGAAGCUACUACGUGAUCUUUCACGCCCUCCUUGGUGGUUUUGGCUACCUCUCCAUCGCCAUCGGAGGCAUGCUUAGAGCCGAUUCGAGAUGGAGAUACGCCGGUGUUUACCCCGCAGCCGCUGGCUUCUUCUCCGCAGUAACCCUCAUCCUUACCUGGACUAUCAACAACCAAAACUCCGACUCGAAGCGAGGGACUGGCGUCGUAAUGCUGAAUCUCCUUGGACAGUUCGGACCCCUGGUAGGUACAAGACUCUAUCCGGACAGUGAUAAGCCAUAUUAUGUGAAGGGUAUGGCUGUGUGCAGCCUUUUCAUGUUUUUGGUGGCAUUGCUGGCAUGGUGGCUGAGGAGAUUAUUGACCAGAGAGAAUGAGAAUUGGACGGAACACGAGGAGGCGAUAGGUGAGGGAGAAGACGAAGCGUUAGUGGAUGAGAAUGGUCUUAGGACCAAAGCUCGAUUCAUCUAUAUUGUGUAG
Letharia lupina is the source of this 1542-nucleotide messenger RNA. RefSeq lists its product as uncharacterized. Gene Ontology annotation, biological process: transmembrane transport. The coding region runs from base 1 to 1542 and encodes 513 amino acids. The transcript is spliced from 3 exons. Gene Ontology annotation, molecular function: transmembrane transporter activity. Gene Ontology annotation, cellular component: membrane. NCBI's taxonomy places the organism in Eukaryota, Fungi, Ascomycota, Lecanoromycetes, Lecanorales, Parmeliaceae. The record is from RefSeq and is a predicted model, not a curated record.